AGCAGGGGUACUGGCAUGUAUGAAUGGCAUGUCUUUAAUAACUGUCCUUUAGGGACUUUGAAUCACGAAAGCCCCAUGGCGAUGAACGAGGCUCCAUCCCGAAAUAACCAUUUCCACGUAACGAUUUUCUGCAGAGGUUUAAAUAUAUAUACUGGCGACAUCUGUACGCGGGUUCGAAAACGCGUGAUGCCUCACUAAAACUGGCAAAUUGGCCGAUAUGCUUUAAUAUCCCAUUUCCAGCGGCGGGCUUUCAGCCAGCCCGAACCAAACCGACCAAGGGGGAGUCGGAGGAUUAUACCAAUUUAAAAGACGGAUUUGGGGCAUAACAUGUUCUCGUCCUGGCACGCGGCCACGACCAUAGCUCGAGAUCCCGGUAGGUCAGUUCUAAAAUUAGAGGCGGUUUCUUCCGCGACCGCAGCCAAAGUGCGAUGCAUAAAGUCAUGUAAACCGGGGGAUACACUAUCACAAGGGCUGGCAGUAAAGACAAGUCUUUCCAUGGGUGACAUUUAACGCCACACGCUGACCGAAGAGGCUCUGUGCGUAACGCGGGGACAGCGCUGGAUCUACACCGGCCACUGCUGCGCGAAUCACGAGUGUUGAGGUUGUGGUUUGUUUGGUUUUUUUUUCCGAGACGCCAUAUGUACUUUUUUUCAGCGCACAGCUUCCUUGACUUCACACUUCUGCAAAAAUGUCUUUUUUAACCAUACCAAGUCAAGAGGGGCUUUUUACCGCGAUUAAAACUGGCAAGUCGGCCGAGGAGACCGAGAGUAGGCCCCCCAUGUACGACGAGGAGAAUAACGAUGAUGAUGAUGACGAUGAUGAUGAAGAUGAUGUCACCGAGGACGUCCGCCUCAUCCCGAGAUGCUCCCCGGUGCCCAGGAAGCGAGGCCCGUCCAUCUAUGACGAGGCUGCUGAGUAUAUGCGGAUCCACUUAGAGCUGUCUGCCGGAAAGAAAGUGGCAUUCGCCGACACAACAGGUGGGGACCUGGUGGAUGUGAAGGAAUUCGUUGCCUUCGAUUCGGACGAGGAAGCGGAUAGUGAGAGGUGGAAGAAAGAGGAGGCGAAGUACCGAAAGCCAGAGCGAAAGGCGACCUAUCGUGUGCGGCCAGAGUUCAACGCGCCCGCCGGCAGUGCCCUGCUGCAGGCUGUGCACGCUAACAAAGUGGAGGUUGAGCAGAUAGCUCCAGUAGAGAAUGAGCCACUGGCAUUCACUGCUCUAAUACGAGUCCUGAACAUCUCCUUCCACAAAGCAGUUUACAUCAGAUCGACCAUGGACAACUGGGUCACUUACUUUGAUCACUUGGCAGAGUAUGUCCAGGGAUCUCACGAUGGGGACACAGAUCGAUUCUCCUCCAAGCUCUCUUUUGUACCACCUUUCAGCACACAUGGCUCUCGCAUUGAGUUUGUUGUUCGCUAUGAAACAUCUGUGGGUGAUUUCUGGGCCAAUAACUCCUCCAUGAAUUAUGUGGUAACUCUGCUCCUGUCCUAUGAAGACGAUGCGGCGGAAGGAGACGUCGACCCGCAACGACUGAGAAGUAUCCUGAAACCUCCAAAAGAUUACAGUAUGAAUGAGGAUUUAGAUUCAGAGGAUGAGCAGGAAAAGGAAGAAGCAGAAGAAGCAGGGACUUCCGAGUCAGGACUUGUCAGAUCUACAGCGGCCUGCCCUUACAUGGUACAGCCAGAGAUUGACAUAGAGACUGCAGUUCACCCCUCUGGUCCUUCUGUCCCACCCAACCAAGAGCUUCCAUCGGUUGAUGGCACCCUGUCCGCUCACACUGCAUCCCCAGGUGAACGAUUCCCUUCCGUGUCUUCCGAAACCACACUUCAAACUAAUUCAUCCUGUGCAAUCUCUGCCAGUGAAUCGGUCGAGCUAAAUAAGUCACAGCCUUUACCCAGACUCCACUGUGAAUUAGGCAACCAAAUAUCAGAGCUGCCCAUGGACAGUAGUCCUUCUGCGCUGCUGCCUUCUCUACAACAUGAAUCAAGGCCAAGAUCAGACAGGUCCCAGGCUGGCGGAGAGAAAAUCCCUUCCUCAGAGGCCUCUUGCAUGCAUCUUCCUACAACAGAGACAAAUCUGCGGCCGACAGGAGAGGACGGAUCGACCGAAAGCCCGACUGGUCGUCCUCUUCUUGAACUGGCUGCUGCGUCUGUCUCCGCUCCCGGUGUGACCCAGGGCUUUGAACGAGACGUUGCAGCGGGACCGAGCGAACUCGUUGCAGGAUUAUCAGAAAGCUCCAGCAGUUCUGCAGCACAUCGUGAAGGCAGUACGCCUGUGCUCCCGCCUCCUUUGGCAGAGAGUCGGGCAUCUCUGGGAGCAGAGGGUGAAGCUCCGGCAUCACCAGAGCUCACAGAGAACGCCUCCGUGAGCACAGGUGUCACUGACUCGAGCGAGAAGUUAGCUCUUCAGUCUGACUCGGCCUGGGAGGAGAAAGAAGAUGCUCCUCAGAUUUCCCCCGACACAUUAUUAGAGAAUCUAUCAAACACACUGUCAGCGGCUUCUGAGCCCCAGCCCGAGCAUGACGUCAACCAGAGUCUGAUGCCAUCCAUCGUCUUUCUGAGCGGAGUUGUUUCCCUCUCGAUAGUGAUGCAGGAGCCCAGUGCCCUCUUCUUGAUUGGACUACUCCUGAUCUUGCACCGUUUGUGAUUAUGCCACUAAGGUUACUUCUGAUCGGUUCACAAGUUAAGUGCCUUUUCAUGAUUCCAAAAGAAGCCAUCGGGUUUAAAACAUAUUGAAGUUGUGAAUCACUGUGUGAGUUUUCAGAUCAACAUAUAUUUUCAUCAAAAGUAAGACAUGUUGGGUACAAUUUAUGAGCAUUACCAUGCAAAGUCCAUAUCGUUGAGAAAGUAAUUAUAAAAUAUAAUAAAAUACAUUGGAGAUAUUUUCAUGUAAUCUGUCAAAGUGUUAAGUAAUAGAAUAGUAGUCAGUUAUUACCCCAUUUCUACAGCAUCAUUGUGUUUACUCUAAUAACAAAUCACAGUAUAUUAUCUCAGAUGUUUUUUAAGUAUUCUGUAAUUACUUUUUUUCUCGUCAUGCAAAGAUGUGUGUAUGUGGUGUUAUAAUCUGAUUUAUUCAAUCAGUACUAUAAUGAUCUUGUUUUUUUGAUUGUUGUUGUCAGUGUGUAGCCAAAGGUUGUUGUCUAACCUCACUGCCAAUGAAUUUUAACUUUUCUGAAUUCCAUUUGCUAUUAUGUCUUUAAGGAAGGACAAAAAUACAUUACCAUAGUGGGACACUGAAGAGACUAAUAAUGUGAACGGAAUUUUGUUUACAAAGUGCAAAAGCAAAACAUGGAUAUUUUUUUGCCUUAAUGGUUAAAAAAAACGAAAACCUGGUGACCUUUAGUAAACAUCAGAUUGAAAUGGAUGCUGCCCGAGGUGGAAAAUUGUCGGGUGUGACAUGUGAACGUGGUAUUUAUCAUUAGAGAGCGCCGGCCUCCUCACUAUUGCGUAUUUCAUCUGAUAAAUCUUCCUGUUGAAUCUUGCUAGUAAAUAAACAUUGUCGUUGUUGCAUAACAUAAAAAUUUGUAGCACCACUUUGACAACUUCACAGACAGACUGAAGCAUUGAAUGACAUGUUUGAAGUG
Molecule: messenger RNA, 3581 nt
Organism: Xiphias gladius (swordfish)
Lineage: Eukaryota; Metazoa; Chordata; Actinopteri; Istiophoriformes; Xiphiidae
Gene: ppp1r3f
Product: protein phosphatase 1 regulatory subunit 3A
Exons: 4
Coding region: 689-2644 (651 amino acids)
Biological process (GO): regulation of glycogen biosynthetic process
Cellular component (GO): protein phosphatase type 1 complex
Molecular function (GO): glycogen binding; protein phosphatase 1 binding
Source: RefSeq, a predicted model, not a curated record